Dendroctonus ponderosae (mountain pine beetle) is the source of this 2181-nucleotide messenger RNA. RefSeq names its product zinc finger protein on ecdysone puffs. The coding region runs from base 160 to 2010 and encodes 616 amino acids. The record is from RefSeq and is a predicted model, not a curated record. Lineage: Eukaryota; Metazoa; Arthropoda; Insecta; Coleoptera; Curculionidae. The transcript has 13 exons.
UGCGGCUGGUAUUUAUUCAAUGUCAAAAUCCGCCAUUGAUAGUUGAACUGAUUUUCUCGUUGCCUGAUUCUGCAAAAUCCCCAGCAUUUUGCGGCCAAUUUAACGUAAAGUGCAAUAAACGGUUCUAAAGUGUAUCCCCCGGUUGGUGUUGGAAGGAAUAUGGUGCGUGGAAGAGGGUACUCAUCUAGAGGCAGCUCUUAUAGAGGCUCCAACAGAGGGAGUCCCUGGAACGGAGGUUACGGAAGAAGUUCUAGGGAGCACUAUUCGUAUGAUAACUAUGACAAGGGCAGAUUCAAUGAAAGGUACACCAGAGAGGAGUACCCUAAGCCAUAUCGCAUGGAUAGUUACUCGCGGGACAGACAUUCUCCGGAGAGAAAACGGCCCCGAAACGAUGGUCCAUCGAGACACGAAUACAGCAGUCGGUACGAAUCCUAUCCGCCAGAAAGAAGGAGCUAUUCCGAUGACCGAGAUAGGCAUCUCACAUCGCCCUACUCUUCGAGAAGGGAAGAUUAUCGCAAACCCGUUCCUUCUCCCUCAUCGCCGAGGGCUGGAGGCAGGGGCCGCCUAAGCUCACGUGGCACUCGCGGAUUUAGGCGAGAUAGAGGAGGAGUCCCAAUAAGACGAAGGUUGGCCGUGAGCUCAUACGUUAUUAAGAAACGGGGCGUGAUUAGAGGCGAUUAUCAUUCAAGGCGAUCUAAUUACGUGAGAGGCCGGAGCAGCAUGAUCCGACGCAUACGCGACAUUCUAAGCAGUGAGAAGGAGUCUGUUGAAGAUGAGGUAACGCUGAAGAUAAAGAAAGAACCCGAUGACAAAACUGCUGUACAGGAAGGCAUCGAAGUAAAGACCGAGCCUGUCGAAGGAGGGGACACUAAGGUGGAGAAACUAGCUGACACCGUCCUCAAAGGAAUCAAGUCUGAGGACAUAAGCAAAUCACCAACUAGAACGUACGUGAAGCUGCUAUGCCCACAGUGCAACAUUAACGUCCCGACUUUUAGUCGCUACGAAUCUCAUCUUCACGGCAAAACGCAUUUGUUUGCAAUGAGAAAAGUUGCGGCGAAGCAGCGUUCAAUUUUGACUCAGAUGCGGCAGGCUCAGCGCAAUUCGCAGAACGAGCUGGAGAAGACCGCCGACGGAAUAACCGAACACACGGUCUUUUGCCCAUUGUGUAAGCUGAACUACAAGCAGGAACGUGCCGUGCAUCAGGCCACGCCUGCCCAUAAAAACAUGAAAAAGUUCUUGUUACCCACCUGUAAAGUGUGCAAGAUUAACUUCAAAAGCCCCAUGGUGUAUGAGCAUCAUUUGUGCAGUGUUCCACAUUUGAAGCGCAAGCAAAAACUGGAAGAAACAGCCGAAGAAGUAGCUGAAGAGGACAAUCUGGAGGAAUUUACGACCAUUGAUUCGAUCGGAGAGGUUGGCGAUGAAAAUACUGCUUCGGCAGACGAAGCUGAGAGGGAAGAGCGCAGGAAGAGAGUAUGUGUGGGUGUGGAGAAAAUCAAGAAAAUUGAAGCCCAUUAUUGUGACCUGUGCCGCAUGUUCCUUCCAAGAGGAACAGAAAAUGAGUAUCCAGAUAUAUUGGCAGGACAUUGCCGGAAGCGAUUCCACAUGCAACGCUUCAUCCGAUUUAAGGAAACCCAGCAAGUGAAGAAAAAGGCCGAAAAGCUACAGCGCAAAGAGUCAGCUGAGAAAGAACAGAAAGACGAGAAUAGCGCUCAAAAAGACGGCGAAUCUGAUGCGACUGAACGGACGGAAACGAAGGAAGAAGAUAGCAAAGAUGCGGACACUUCCAAGAGUGCCGAUGAGGAUAAAUUGUGGGAAGCUGUUGAUAAAGAUUUGGGAGAACUGCUAGAAGAGACUGAUGGCAGAGAAGAUGACGAAGACGAAGAGCGAGCUAAUGGAGAGCGAUAUGACCGAUUUGGACGUGCGGAAAAAGAGAACGAAGAAGAUGAGGAAGAAGUCCCUGAAGCGGAGGCAGCUCCAGUAGAAAAAAAACCGGAGGAAAGCAAGAAUUAAGCAUUGGAUGUGACUCUCGAUUCUAUGGCGUGAUCGGUUACAUUCCGCAAAUUAAUGUUGGUUAAUUAGUGCUUUAAGAUUUGGUGGGGUUUGUCUCGUGAGUUUGAUAAUGUGUGAUGUAAUGCUUACAUAUUUCUUAUAACGCCAGCUAAUAAUAAAUCAUAAUUAGUA